This is a messenger RNA of Adineta steineri, 324 nucleotides long. The record is from the annotation of a GenBank genome assembly. Lineage: Eukaryota; Metazoa; Rotifera; Eurotatoria; Adinetida; Adinetidae.
AUGCUUAUUUUAAAUAUUCGUGCUGCAGGAAUGUGCAAUGGUGAUCGUAAUACUUAUGCAACAUAUUGUAAUACACGUAAGGUAAAUUCAAUGCAAGAUGCCGUGAGUUGUAUAAAUAGAUUGCCUUCUGUUACUGGAUUGGCAUGGGGUUGUGUCAAUGCACAAUCUAGAAAAUGCAAAUGUACAGUUGAUACGUCCUAUCAGAAUGAUUGGGCACAUACAUUCUCAGAGGCAAAAAACAAUUUAUUCAAAGGAUGUUCAAAUAGUAUCGAAGCAGAACGAUAUGAAGGAAACAUGUAUUUAACAUAUACAUGCAGUACAUGA